CGGAAAUUUGCAUGGUGUCGCAACAAAUGGAGACAACCACAACAACCGUACUUGUAGAGGUCCACCAAAAUAAUGAAGACGCGGAGAAAAAUAAAAGAAAUCAAAAUAAUAAGUAUUUAGAUAAAAGUUCUUCAGGGAGCUCAUUUUCUGGUAGUAGUAUGACUAGCCUCAGUAGUGCCAUUAGUCAAGAGAUACAAAGGAGAUCAGAGGUAAGUGCAGUUCCCCUCCUUACAGUCUAUAAAACACAGAACAAUGUAUUUACAGUAUACAGUGUGUCUUUUGCAAACUUUUGGGCGAAUUUUCAUAUUGAUUGAAACAAAACUUGCAUUUACAAGUAUUUUGAGAUACUCACUCUAAAUUUUAAG
Molecule: messenger RNA, 365 nt
Organism: Bemisia tabaci
Lineage: Eukaryota; Metazoa; Arthropoda; Insecta; Hemiptera; Aleyrodidae
Source: RefSeq, a predicted model, not a curated record